Molecule: messenger RNA, 324 nt
Organism: Ilex paraguariensis (yerba mate)
Lineage: Eukaryota; Viridiplantae; Streptophyta; Magnoliopsida; Aquifoliales; Aquifoliaceae
Source: the annotation of a GenBank genome assembly
AUGCUUCAAAACUUCCAUGGAUCUUUUAAACUAAUCCCAGAUGUUAUCCCUCUUCGAGCAGCUGCGCAUAAGACUCUUAUAUCCAAAUCAUUGACAACACAUGUGGCAUCUCGGACAACUCACAUUACGUCCUCGUGGCCCGUUUUGGUGCUUCUACUGAUGACGGCUGUAGAGAAACUUAUCAAAGGUAAGGAGAUCGAUUUAGAUGAAUUGGAAGGGUGGGCAAAUCAAACCCACAUACAAAAGAUAUCUAAUGUGGAACUAGGGAUAUCAUCGACUGCUGAUGCUAUAGUUUGCCGAAUUGCCGCCCGUGAUGCUCUGUAA